Molecule: messenger RNA, 1975 nt
Organism: Fukomys damarensis (Damara mole-rat)
Lineage: Eukaryota; Metazoa; Chordata; Mammalia; Rodentia; Bathyergidae
Gene: Ybey
Product: ybeY metalloendoribonuclease
Exons: 4
Coding region: 98-577 (159 amino acids)
Biological process (GO): rRNA processing
Molecular function (GO): metalloendopeptidase activity
Source: RefSeq, a predicted model, not a curated record
CCGAGUUCAAGCUGCGCUCCGCGACUUCCGGUCUGCUGCACAACUUCCGGCCCGGUUCCAUACAAACAAUUUUAAAGGGCUUGAUGUUCUUCCUGAAAUGAGUUUGGUGAUUAGAAAUCUGCAACGUGUGGUCCCCAUUAGGAGAGUGCCACUUCGAAGGAAUGUGGAGAUUGUACGGAAUAUUUUAGGAGUGGAGAAAUUUGACCUGGGGAUCGUCUGUCUUGACAACAAGAAUAUUCAGCACAUUAACGGAAUGUACAGACAAAAAAAUGUCCCAACCGAUGUGCUUUCUUUUCCAUUUCAUGAGAAUCUGAAAGCAGGUGAAAUUCCCCAGCCUGGAUUUCCAGAUGACUAUAACUUGGGAGACAUUUUCCUAGGAGUGGAGUAUAUCUUCCAGGAGUGCAAAGAAAAUGAAGAUUACUAUGACAUUCUGACUCCAAUGGAGUCUAAUCACUCUUUCAAGCAUGAGGUCCCUGGCCAGAUAAGGAGCCAACCUGCUGCCACACAGUGCUGGGUAACAGAUGAAGACUACUUGGCCACAGACCCUUCUUGCUGCAGGUCAGGUUUGUUUGGAUGAAGCCCUGACACCCUACAAUCAGACUUCCUGUGAGAGCUGCACCUUUCUCGAUAUUGCCACCUCCUUCAGUGUGUGUGCCUGUGUGUGCCCAGCAGACUCCUUCUGGGGAAGUGACUACGGUGUCCCCAUUCACUGUUCAGCUGCCCAACCUGACUCUUGGCAUGAAAAGAUCAGUCCCCCGCACCCAAAAGGCCUCCCGGGCCUGUAGCCUCAGUAAAGUGGGUCUCCACUGCAGUGAGCUUUGCCCAGGUCUGCUUGAGGUAUGGGCUCACGUAGGGAAUCAGGGACCCACCUGGGGAUGGCCACAUUUAAGUCCUGCUUUUGUUGAAAGCACUGGCUCUUUACUUGCUCCUGCAGAUGCCAGUGGGUAACUAAAAGCUGGAUUGCACUUGGCAUCUCUACCUUCAUUUCGUAUCUGUUUUUUAUUGCCUUAAGCUCUUGGUCAGAUCCCUGCUCAGCUCUGCACAUAGGCCUCUUAAUCAUGUAAGGAGUGUCUCUCUAAAAACUGGUGAUUCAAGGUUUAUUUGAUCGAACUUUACCUAACCUACUUCACUUUUCUUCAAGACUGAGGACAGCAAGAUAAGAGUAACUAAGAUUAUUUUUAAGACUCGAGGGGCCAUUCAAGUGCCUGCUUUUACAGUGUCCUGUCCCAGGCCCCCAAAGCAGCACCUGGAUGCCUCUCGCCUUAGCCUCUCAUCAAAAACCCAAACCCACCUUGGAUUCCAGCAGAGCCUCACAGACAGACCACCCAUGGCAUGACUUUCCUCCAAAGCAGAGCCAAUUCUGCGUUGGAUCUGGAUCAGCCUCUCCAGCCACAGGACCUCUCCAGAGCCAGCUCACAGAACCAGAGUCCUGGUCAUGAUCAACUUGACCUUUGCCCACCCGUGCACUCCAGGAAAGCUGAUUCCUCGCCUUCCCUAAUGUCAGUUCAGUCUCUGUCAAACCUGGGCCCCUUCAGCUCUUCUCAAUCUGGAGUUGCUGUCACAUUUUCUUUUCCUUCUCAGUUAAAAGCUUUGCCUACGUCUUGCAUAUUUUUUGGCCUGGUUUUCAAUUUCUGUUAUUAACUAGCCACCCCCCGACACCAUGUGAUAUCACCUGGAGGACAGGGGACUUGGGGUACCAAGGAUAUGAGGAGGGGUUAUGAGGGACUUUGGGAUCCUAGGGGGAGCAUGAGGUGAGCCCAGGGUGUGGAGACUACCCAGAGUUCCAGGUCUACCCUCAGGGUACAAGGCCUUACCCAGGGGCAUGAGACCUGGCAUGGGGGGACAGGGCUUGGGAGGCAUGAGGUGUGGUGGGGUUGGCCUGCCGGGGUUGAGAGGCUUGCCUGAUGCUGGGCCUACCCGGAGUCUCAGCAGAAGCUCCCUCCUCCUCCGAGCGCUCUGCAGGGCCUCAUCCGGC